Limanda limanda (common dab) is the source of this 2997-nucleotide messenger RNA. RefSeq names its product valosin containing protein (gene vcp). Gene Ontology annotation, molecular function: ATP binding; polyubiquitin modification-dependent protein binding; ATP hydrolysis activity. The coding region runs from base 128 to 2548 and encodes 806 amino acids. Lineage: Eukaryota; Metazoa; Chordata; Actinopteri; Pleuronectiformes; Pleuronectidae. The record is from RefSeq and is a predicted model, not a curated record. The transcript has 17 exons. Gene Ontology annotation, cellular component: nucleus; cytosol; VCP-NPL4-UFD1 AAA ATPase complex. Gene Ontology annotation, biological process: retrograde protein transport, ER to cytosol; autophagosome maturation; mitotic spindle disassembly.
UAAGGAAAAGCACGGAAACGACUGCUCUCUUUCGUGUGAAAUCACGGAGAACGUUGAGAAUCGAGAACCGGUGAAGCCUCACAAACACUUAGACUUUAUUUAUUAAUAGUAUUCCAGGUGGACGACCAUGGCCUCGGGAGGGGAAUCCAAAAAUGAUGACCUAGCCACUGCAAUUCUGAAACAGAAGAGCAGACCCAACAGACUGAUUGUUGAUGAAUCCAUCAAUGAAGACAACAGUGUGGUCUCUCUCUCUCAGACCAAGAUGGACGAGCUGCAGCUCUUCCGGGGAGACACGGUGCUGAUGAAGGGAAAGAAGAGGAGGGAGACUGUGUGCAUCGUGCUCUCUGAUGACACCUGUUCUGAUGAAAAGGUUCGGAUGAACCGAGUGGUCCGCAACAAUCUGAGGGUUCGUCUGGGUGAUGUCAUUAGCAUUCAGCCAUGUCCCGAUGUGAAGUACGGAAAAAGGAUCCAUGUUCUCCCAAUCGAUGACACGGUAGAAGGAAUUACUGGCAACCUGUUUGAGGUUUACCUGAAGCCAUACUUCUUGGAGGCUUACAGGCCAAUCCGCAAAGGUGAUAUUUUCCUGGUCAGAGGUGGCAUGCGUGCUGUGGAGUUCAAGGUGGUGGAGACCGAUCCCUCCCCAUACUGCAUUGUUGCUCCUGAUACAGUCAUCCAUUGUGAGGGAGAACCAAUCAGGAGAGAGGAUGAGGAAGAAUCUCUGAAUGAGGUGGGCUAUGAUGACAUUGGAGGAGUGAGGAAGCAGUUGGCUCAGAUCAAAGAGAUGGUGGAGCUGCCUCUUAGACACCCUGCACUGUUCAAGGCCAUUGGAGUCAAGCCCCCACGUGGAAUCCUGCUGUACGGACCCCCUGGAACUGGAAAGACCUUGAUUGCCAGAGCUGUGGCCAAUGAAACUGGAGCUUUCUUCUUCUUGAUUAAUGGUCCUGAGAUCAUGAGCAAGCUGGCAGGAGAGAGCGAGAGUAACCUGAGAAAGGCCUUCGAGGAAGCGGAGAAGAAUGCCCCUGCCAUCAUCUUUAUCGAUGAGCUUGAUGCAAUUGCUCCCAAGAGAGAGAAGACUCAUGGAGAGGUGGAGAGGCGCAUUGUCUCUCAGCUGCUGACUCUUAUGGACGGCCUGAAACAGAGAGCUCAUGUCAUUGUCAUGGCUGCCACCAACAGACCCAACAGCAUCGACCCAGCUCUGAGGAGAUUUGGUCGUUUCGAUAGGGAGGUGGACAUUGGCAUCCCUGACGCCACUGGCAGAUUAGAGAUUCUUCAGAUUCACACCAAGAACAUGAAGCUGGCUGAUGACGUUGACUUGGAACAGGUCGCCAAUGAGACUCAUGGACAUGUGGGUGCAGAUCUGGCUGCCCUCUGCUCUGAGGCUGCCCUUCAGGCCAUCAGGAAGAAGAUGGACCUGAUUGACCUUGAGGAUGAGACCAUUGACGCUGAGGUCAUGAACUCGCUUGCCGUCACCAUGGAUGACUUCAAGUGGGCCCUGAGCCAGAGCAACCCAUCAGCCCUGAGGGAGACCGUUGUUGAGGUCCCCAACAUCACCUGGGAGGAUAUUGGAGGUCUGGAGGAUGUCAAGAGGGAGCUGCAGGAGUUGGUGCAGUACCCAGUGGAGCACCCAGACAAGUUCCUCAAGUUUGGCAUGACUCCAUCCAAGGGUGUGCUGUUCUAUGGUCCCCCUGGUUGUGGUAAGACUCUUCUGGCCAAAGCCAUCGCAAAUGAGUGCCAGGCAAAUUUCAUCUCCAUCAAAGGGCCUGAACUGCUCACCAUGUGGUUUGGAGAGUCUGAGGCCAAUGUCAGAGAAAUCUUUGACAAGGCUCGUCAAGCAGCCCCAUGCGUUCUGUUCUUUGAUGAGCUGGACUCCAUAGCCAAGGCUCGUGGUGGCAACGCGGGAGAUGGUGGUGGAGCAGCCGACCGUGUCAUCAACCAGAUCCUGACUGAGAUGGAUGGAAUGUCCAGCAAGAAGAACGUCUUCAUCAUUGGAGCCACAAACAGACCAGACAUCAUUGACCCCGCCAUCCUGAGACCUGGCCGUCUGGAUCAGCUCAUCUACAUCCCACUGCCUGACGAGAAGAGCAGGAUGAGCAUCCUGAAGGCCAACCUCCGCAAGAGUCCCAUCAGCAAGGAUGUGGAUUUGGACUACCUUUCCAAGAUGACCAAUGGCUUCUCUGGAGCUGACCUUACAGAGAUCUGCCAGAGGGCGUGUAAGCUCGCCAUUAGAGAGAGCAUCGAGAAUGAGAUCCGCCGAGAGAGAGAGAGGCAGACCAACCCGUCAGCUAUGGAGGUGGAAGAGGACGAUCCUGUGCCAGAGAUCAGGAAGGACCACUUUGAGGAGGCUAUGCGAUUUGCCCGUCGCUCCGUCAGUGACAAUGACAUCCGCAAAUAUGAGAUGUUUGCUCAGACACUGCAGCAGAGCCGUGGCUUUGGCAGCUUCAGAUUUCCCUCCAGUACCGCAGGCGGCACCGGUCCAGCCCAUGGCACCGGAGGAACUGGCAGUGGUCCAGUGUUCAAUGAAGACAACGACGAUGACCUUUAUGGAUAAAUGUACCGGGAUCACACCUGUACAAAUUCUCACCAGAUUCCACAUUUUUAGGACUUUGUGCUUCUUUCAUGUGUUCCAUUUUCUUUUUUGUAUGAUUUCCCUCAGAUAAAGCAUGUAACUGCUUGGUUUGCCCUGGUUUUGUUGUUGGUGGGGGUAAGGGGAUGUUGAAAAUGGAAGGUGAGUGAGUGACUGCACUUUUUUCGUUCUGUGGGGCAGGAGGAGGGGACUCUGGGGGUGUGGGGGGGUUUAUUGAGUGGCCUCAUUCUCAGUAUAUCACAACCAACAUGAAUGGCUUUAGUGACGGGAUUCUAUGCUUGACCAUAAAAGAAAAGAAAAAACAUAUUGCUAAUGACUUCCUCUUUUUUUAAAUAAACAGUAGCAUUUAAUGUAUUACAAAUUUGUCAAGGUUAUGUUGUUCAAAAUAAAAUCUCACGAAAUGGAGGGCGUUA